This is a messenger RNA of Peromyscus californicus insignis, 900 nucleotides long. RefSeq names its product telomerase RNA component interacting RNase (gene Trir). The transcript is spliced from 3 exons. Bases 75 to 596 code for a protein of 173 amino acids. Gene Ontology annotation, molecular function: 5'-3' exonuclease activity; 3'-5' exonuclease activity. The record is from RefSeq and is a predicted model, not a curated record. NCBI's taxonomy places the organism in Eukaryota, Metazoa, Chordata, Mammalia, Rodentia, Cricetidae.
CGAAGCCAGUCCCGCGCCAAGCGCGCGGUCUGAGAGCCUUUCCCGAAGUCCCUUGCGCGGCACCUGGCGACAAAAUGGCUGCCCGAGGGAGACGGGCGGAGCCUCCGGGUCGGGAGGCGCCCGGCCCGGCGGGCGGCGGCAGGAGCCGAUGGGCUGAGUCGGGGCCAGGAACGUCACCCGAGAGCGGGGACGACGAGGUAUCGGGCUCAAGUCCGGUGUCCGGCGGUGUGAACUUGUUCGCCAACGACGGCAGCUUCCUGGAGCUGUUCAAGCGGAAGAUGGAGGAGGAGCAGCGGCAGCGGCAGGAGGAGCCACCCCCGGGCCCGCAGCGACCCGACCCAUCGGCCUCCGCCGCGGCGGGCCCAGGGAAUCCGAAGAGGAAGGGCGGCCCAGGCCCCACACUCAGCUUCGUGGGCAAGCGCAGAGGCGGGAACAAACUAGCCCUCAAGACAGGAAUAGUAGCCAAGAAGCAGAAGACGGAGGAUGAGGUAUUAACAAGUAAAGGUGACGCAUGGGCCAAGUACAUGGCAGAAGUGAAAAAGUACAAAGCCCACCAGUGCGGUGACGAUGAUAAAACUCGACCCCUGGUGAAAUGACCCCCUCCCAGGUGCUCACUGCCUGGGACUCUCUGCAAUGUACAUAACUAUUUAAGGCGGUAAUGGCAGCGGCCUUCCUGGAGGACUGAUACACAGAAGGAAACCAAGGCGCUUCCCGUGGCCGCAGACCAUUCUCCAGGACUCUUUUUUUUUACCUUGAGCACUUGCCUCCUGAGACUCACUAGACCAGUGGUUUACUGUCCCCUUUCUUCCCACCACCGCUUUCUCUGGCUCUGUCUCUCUUGCUGUCCUUCUCCUUUCAGCAGUCACUUCUGAGAAGUAAAGAACCUGAUUUAGUGCUGGA